AUGUCUACCACCAGCAACGGCUUUGCGAGGCAACUGGAGCUGGAACGGCAGGAUAUCUGGCGUACGCAAUUUACAGACGAGGCUCGACAGAUGGCAUGGACUCAACGAAAGGCCGAACUCGUUGCGUUGCUAAUGAGCGACACGGCUGAACAUCAAGGCUUGCAGCAACGGACACAUCUGGUUCUAGGCGCAAGGCAGGGAUUGGACUCGAAUUCUUCUGCACAACUCGGCACAAGCAACAGGAAACGACGGUCUUGUACUGGUCCGACUGGACGGGCAACAAAAUCGAUGGCAAGGUCUGCUUCAGCACAAUGUCCCACCCAAUACACCGGUCUUGACGCCACCCCUUUCAGUACUGGUCUCCACGCCCAACAGCAAGCACUCGUCUCGACAUCUACGGGUGGACCGGCACUUGGCCAAGCUGACUGGAACGACUCUGGGCACCCGGCACCCGAGCACGUCGGCGACUACCAGGUCUACGAUCCUAGAUCGUACAUCUCGAAGCUCACAACUAGCUCCGACUUAUCGAGCGCAGCUGUAAAGAGACAACGAGUCAACUGCUCUGAUGCAUAUCAGCAGCAGUUUCUCGAUGUCUCGCUCGCAUACAACCUAUGGCCCCAAUUACAAAACGGGGCUACGAGGUCACCCAGUAUGUCGGGUCAGCCUUCGCAAAACUCAUUUACCUCGAGUGAGGCAAUGAGCCGACAAAGUAGUGUGACCACAUCAACAUCGAUGACCUCGACGUCGAUGGAUGAUGCCUUUGGCAUGAUGCGGGUUGAGUCGUCUGCCUCGCACUGCCCUUCGCAUAGUACUCUCUCAUUCGUUCAUCCAAUGCAAGACAUUGAUGCUUGUGCACAAGGUAACAGCGCUGAAUUUCCAGCAAGUAGUCUCACGACUACUGCAACUCUUCAUGGGGAUGGUAGGCAUGGUGAUGAAAACUUGCUAAGCAAUGUGGGCUUUGCCUUUGAUGAGCAAGGCAUUCCGUAUGAGUCAAGCUUUUUCUUUCCUGCAAAUGGGUAUGACACCACAAUGAGAGACUCACAGUAUGAUCAUGAAGCCUGUAAUAUGGAGCGCACCGACUCUCAGCAAAGUACAUCCUCUUCAACUUCGACGUCGUCCGCAGACGCCAAGGCUUCCGAGCGACGACGAAAGCAUAUCGAAAACGCGCAGCAGAAGAUUGCACCAAGAAGUUUACCGGACGGACCAAAGUCGAAAGUCUCGGCGUCUACCGCUAAUGGCAAACAAAUAUCGAAACACCAAGAUCCAAUGGUUCGGCAAAAGCAAGCCAUUAGCAAGACACCUUAUGUGCGACCAAGCCAUCCUAAGCUAUCUUGUACGCUAUGUAUAGCAUACCCAUCGGGCUUUAGAGGCGAACAUGAGCUUCGCCGCCAUUAUGACCGCGCGCAUGCUGAGACGCGCAAAGUCUGGAUCUGUGUCGAGCCCACGACGCCGUCGAAAGAGGGUUGGUGGCCCACCAAACCCAUCGGCAUCUGCAAGCAAUGCAAGCAGCAGAAGCAGUACAACGUCUACUACAACGCUGCCGCACAUCUAAGAAGGGCGCACUUCUGUCCUCGCAAGCGUGGUCGGAAAGCCAGAGGCGAGGAACGCGAGAGUCGAGCCGGCAAAGCUGGUGGCGACUGGCCACCAAUUGAAUGGCUUAAAGCCAACGGCUGGCUAAAGGAGAUCGAAGUCUUGUCAAGUCAGUUCUACACGUCACAAGUCUUGCCGUCGCAACACGAUGAUGAGCUACCUGACGACAUGCUCAACGAGGACGAGGACUUUGAGUUUACUGCCGACUCUCACUUCGAUAUCCACGAUGCAGCACUCGCAGCAGAGGGACUCGGUCUGCAGAUCCCAGCCUUGCCACCCUAUCAGCAAAGUGCAGACUUUUUCCUGGGCUAUCUGACACCAAUCGAGACUUCUGCCCAGAUGUGCUUUCCCACAAACGCCUUCACCAACCUUCAAGCACCGGCCAUGUCGCAUACUGUAAGCGCUCCUCCAGUCCUGCCUUCUUCGACACUGUACAAAAUGAAUGGAACGAUGUAUGACUGUAACGGCAUCGUAUACUCCCCGGACACGCAGCACUUUCCGUAG
Messenger RNA from Recurvomyces mirabilis, 2094 nucleotides. RefSeq lists its product as uncharacterized. The transcript is spliced from 2 exons. The record is from RefSeq and is a predicted model, not a curated record. The coding region runs from base 1 to 2094 and encodes 697 amino acids. Lineage: Eukaryota; Fungi; Ascomycota; Dothideomycetes; Mycosphaerellales; Teratosphaeriaceae.